This is a messenger RNA of Coffea eugenioides, 682 nucleotides long. RefSeq lists its product as uncharacterized. NCBI's taxonomy places the organism in Eukaryota, Viridiplantae, Streptophyta, Magnoliopsida, Gentianales, Rubiaceae. The transcript has 3 exons. The record is from RefSeq and is a predicted model, not a curated record. Bases 1 to 513 code for a protein of 170 amino acids.
AUGGUGGACUUGUUGGGGGAAAUGAGCCAAGGCAAGGCUGAAGAUUUACUGAAGACGAACACCGUACAAAGUACGCAAAAUCAAACUACUGCCCCUCCACCCCCACAGCCUCGGGAAUAUCAAUCACUAUACUCGUAUAGAGUCACCUCCAUCUCCGGCCAGAUAGUCUGCGACUCUGCUUACAAUCAAUCUUCUACUCCAAGCAUUUCCAUCCAACUAAAUCAGCAGAAGAUCGACUGGACACAUAUGGGGUGGUUGCUUAAGCCGGCGGCUUCUUUGUUACUGAUGCUGUUUUUAGUAAGUUUCGGAUGGCAGGACGAGAAAUUUAGCAGUGCAGGAGCCAGCAGGCCACUCCCCUUUUUACCUCAACAGAGAUACUCAAAGAUUUUCGCUAGCCUUGGAGUUGUUUGCAAGUGUUGUGAUGGUGCAGCAGCUUCAGAUGGGGAACAUUGUGCAACUACAUGGACUGGGGCUUGCUCCGAUCUUCAGUGCCUUCCAUGGAAAUUGCAGUAGUUAGAAGUUAGAACUGGUGUAAAAAAUCUCAGUUUUCAUUUUCAACUACAUGGACUGGGGCUUGCUCCAAUCUUCAGCGCCUUCCAUGGAAAUUGCAGUAGUUAGAACUGGUGUACAAAAUCUCAAUUUUCAUUUUCAACAUCUUCUUGUCUGCCUUUACCGCUCGUGA